GCGAUAAUUGGAAGACUGGGACUAGUAUAGUAGCGCGCGAAAAGAUCUCAACAUGGCGGACAACUCAGCAGGAAAACAUUCAACAAGGAACGAGCGAGUGUGAUAGAUCGCUAAAUCGUACUCCUUAUAUUGUGGAGAAAUUAUACGAUAAAUCUUGUGAAGCAGAGGAUAGUUUUGCUAGAAGAUGGAUCCGUCCGAAGUCGAAUUCUUGGCGGAACAGGAGUUGAUUUCUAUUCUGCCGAACUUUUCGGAGAAGAAAGUUUAUCUUAUUGGCGGAGAUAUAGGACCAUUCAAUGCCUCCCUGCCCACAGAUGUACCUUUGUGGGUCGCUCUGAACCUCAAACAAAGAAAGAAAUGCAGAAUCCAGGCACCAGAAUGGAUGGAUGUAGAAAAACUGAGGACACUAAAGGAAGAGGAAAACAAAGAAGAGUAUUUCACUAAGAUGCCUUCUAAGUACUACAUGGAAAUGGCUUCAUUACUUUUGAGCUGUGCUGCAGAGGAUAUACCACAUGCUGACGAGGUCCGUACCCUGGUCAAAGAUAUCUGGGACUUGCGGGUAGCUAAACUAAGGAAAUCUGUGGAUUUGAUGGUUGGACAGCAAGCUGUUCAUGCUAGGCUGGAUGACUUGACUUUGAUGGAAAUCAACACUAUUCGCCCGUUACUGACAGAAUCAUUAAACCACAUGCAUAAUCUGCGUUGUGUGGCUUCAGAGAACCCAUCCACUGAAUCAUAGCACUCAAGUGCUUCUGUGUGAAGGGUACAGAAUAGACAUGCUAGAAUUGCCAAGGGCUGGGGCAUUGGCUGUGUAACAUAUUUUGGUUGAGGGGCUUCAGAGAACCCAUCCACUGAAUCAUAGCACUAAAGUGCUUCUCUGUGUGAAGGGUACAGAAUAGACAUGCUAGAAUUGCUAAGGGCUGGGGCAUUGGCUGUGUAACAUAAAUAAAGUUCAUCUCUCGUGUA
Messenger RNA from Nematostella vectensis (starlet sea anemone), 960 nucleotides. Its product is annotated as DNA replication complex GINS protein PSF2. Gene Ontology annotation, cellular component: nucleus; GINS complex. NCBI's taxonomy places the organism in Eukaryota, Metazoa, Cnidaria, Anthozoa, Actiniaria, Edwardsiidae. Gene Ontology annotation, biological process: double-strand break repair via break-induced replication; DNA replication. The transcript is spliced from 5 exons. The coding region runs from base 185 to 733 and encodes 182 amino acids. The record is from RefSeq and is a predicted model, not a curated record.